AUGUCUUUUGUUAAUACAUGGCAAAAUAUAAGGACCUUGCUCAAACAUUUCCUGCCAGUCGUCGGUAAGGCAGGAUUUCUACUAAAAAAAAUCUGCCGGUUCAGUACAGAAAAGCACAUCAUGAGCGAACAACAAAGUGAAAAUGUUCAGGAAGAAGCGAGUGAACAUGAAAAUCCAGAAAAAGAUGAACAAGCUGGUCCGUCAGCUUUGGAUGUCCAGCUCGAGGAGAUGGCGAGCGAAUACGGUGCUUACUUGUCCGUCGACAUGGACAGCGAGCUGAAAGGCGUCUUUGAAUCUGUAGAAGAAAUGCAACUGAGGCUAGAGGAGUUCAACUCCAUGCUUGAAAUGUUACAAGCCAACAGCAGCAAAUCGAUAUCGGAAAACGUGCCGCGUUUACUUGAUCUGAAGCCGCAUCUUGAUAACUUUUGCAAGCGGGUCGACGUCCUCGAGGACUUCGUGUCAAGGGCAAAAGCCGACAUGGCGAACCUCGAGAACCACUGUGAGGCCGCCGAGGCGAAUCUCGGCACGUCUGAUAAACUGUCUAUGCUGAACCCCUUGACUUAUUUCAAAAAAUCACCAGAGCCGUCAACAAGUGCAGUUCCAGAAGUGGCUCUGCAACCAAUCAACAUAUUUAAAACGGAAGAUUAUUUCCUUGCGGAGGAAGAAAAAUAGUUUUUUUUUUUCGUACCAUUACAUUGUUAGAAUUAAGUUUUUUAAUAUAUUGU
Molecule: messenger RNA, 725 nt
Organism: Copidosoma floridanum
Lineage: Eukaryota; Metazoa; Arthropoda; Insecta; Hymenoptera; Encyrtidae
Gene: Blos4
Product: biogenesis of lysosome-related organelles complex 1 subunit 4
Cellular component (GO): BLOC-1 complex
Source: RefSeq, a predicted model, not a curated record